Messenger RNA from Cylicostephanus goldi, 960 nucleotides. The record is from the annotation of a GenBank genome assembly. NCBI's taxonomy places the organism in Eukaryota, Metazoa, Nematoda, Chromadorea, Rhabditida, Strongylidae.
AUGGCUCCAAUACCUUUACUCCAGUCCUCAUUCAUAACGGAUGGCAACAACACGGCUCUCUGGGACAAGCAAAUAAAGCCCGCUCUACGCUGUCCGUCGAGUAAAGCUGCUAGGGCACUUCAGUGUGAAGUAUACGAACAGUGUACGUGUAAUCCAGCCGAAACAAAGGCCAAUUGCAAGUGCUUAAAUGUGCCAAUACAGAAACACUUCAAGAAUCUGCAACAGCGAAUGCCCGUUAUUUUACCAUCUAUAACUUUUGAAGAAUCAAAGCAUGGUGUCAAAGCAAGUGUUCAAAGCAUGCUCUCGACAGAAAUAAUUGUAACCCUACAAGAAGAUCUAUGCACUAACGUCGUCGUGGACAACGACAUAUGCAUGGUAGAGAACACGCAGUUGUUAGGCUGCUAUAAUUGCGAAAAGGGGGCUUAUGCAAAAAUUAAGUGUUUUUCCUCUCGGUCAAGUAAAGCAGAGAUCAUCUGCGAAGGAACAAGUUUCACAGCUCCGUGCGGCAAACAAGGAAUCGAGUCAAUCAUGAGAAUCAGCCCUACUCAAGCAAUGGUCCGCAUGAAAUGUUCAGUCUCAUGCGGAGAAGUCGUCACAACAUUUGAAGUCGGAGGAGUUCUCAAAUACACAGCAACUUUCGAGGCAAUGCUGUAUAAAUGGCUUACGAGCAAUAGCGAAAGUGCUUCUGCCGAAAUCAAGUGGCCUGACCUUUACCAUCUAUUUGACGUAUUCAGCCAAUGGUAUAAAACGGUACUCAUUGCAGGAGUCGCACUCAUCUUUGUGCUAGGAGUAACUUAUGCGUUCAUUUCCACCUGUGGACUCAGAUGCAUAAUCAUUAUUGUCACAAAAUCGAUGAUCAAGCCUAUACGGAAAGUGUAUCAGUCCAUCUGGAGAUUGUGCUUUUGGACUCUGCGCACAUGUCUGACUCGAAAGAGAGGGGCAACCAAAAUAAAGCUAUGA